CUUAAUUCUUAUAACUUGUUAAAUGAAUCAAAUGCAUCUAAUAUAUUAGAGAAUCUAAACAACCCAGAUAUUGAAUUAAACUCAAGCUUACCUAAACAAUCUACAUCACAAAAUAAUGGCAUUAUUGUUAUUACUAAUAGUUUAGUUGAAGAAAAAGUAGCUCUUUAUGAUAAUCUUUCUCAAAUUCCUAAAUAUUAUAUUAAAGAUGAAGAAUAUAGUAAG
This is a messenger RNA of Dentiscutata erythropus, 222 nucleotides long. The record is from the annotation of a GenBank genome assembly. Lineage: Eukaryota; Fungi; Glomeromycota; Glomeromycetes; Diversisporales; Gigasporaceae.